AGCCCCGGGCCGCCCCCAGCACCGCUCUGCUCUCUUGCAGCCUGGAGGAGCCUGUGGGAGCGUGGGCCCUGCCACGGCGCCCGGUGCGGCGGGGACGGGAAGGGGGUGGCCGGCGGCGGAGCCGGGAGGAUCCAAGGCUCCAGGCCCUUCUGUCUGAGCGCUCCUGCCAGAGCCCUUUGGGACAGGUGGGGAGGUGACAAGGAGAAGCAGCAGCUCACCUUGAAGGACGUGGCCGAGCUGCUCCAGAAGAAGGAAUGUCGGCGUGUGGUGGUGAUGGCCGGCGCUGGGAUCAGCACACCCAGCGGCAUCCCAGACUUCAGGUCCCCUGGGAGCGGCCUGUACAGCAACCUGGAGCAGUACGACAUCCCAUACCCCGAGGCCAUCUUUGAGCUGGGAUAUUUCUGCGUCAACCCCAAGCCCUUCUUCACCCUAGCCAAGGAGCUCUAUCCUGGCAACUACCGCCCCAAUUCCGCCCACUAUUUCCUCCGGCUGCUGCACGACAAGGGGCUGCUUCUGCGCCUCUACACCCAGAACAUCGACGGGCUGGAGAGAGUGGCUGGGAUCCCUCCUGACAGGCUGGUGGAAGCCCAUGGCACCUUUGCCACUGCCACCUGUAUGGUGUGCCAGAGGAACUUCCCUGGAGAGGACUUCAGGGGAGAUGUCAUGGAGGAUAGGGUCCCUCGCUGCCCCGUCUGCACCGGAGUUGUCAAGCCUGACAUUGUGUUCUUCGGCGAGGAGCUCCCACAGCGCUUCCUCCUGCACCUCACAGACUUCCCCACGGCAGACCUGCUCUUCGUCAUUGGGACAUCCCUCGAGGUGGAGCCCUUUGCCAGCCUGGCCGGAGCCGUGCGCAGCUCCGUGCCCAGGGUGCUCAUCAACCGGGAGCUGGUGGGGCCCUUUGCGUGGCAGCAGCGCCGCAACGAUGUGGCCCAGCUUGGGGACGUGGUCAGCGGCAUCAAGAAGCUGGUGGAUCUGCUGGGCUGGAAGGAGGAGAUGCAAAAGCUGAUCCAGAAGGAGAAAGAGAAGGUGGGAAGAGGCUCAGACCCCCAGCUCCCCCCUCAGCCCCUGCGUUCCCUGUGUUGGAGUUAUGCAGGGGAGCGAGUUUGUGCUUGCUGGGGUCACAUUGCACAGAAAAGUGCAAAAAAAAAAAAACAAACGAAAACAAACCCUAAUCAACCCAAACCUGAGUGCUGUUUCACAGCCAGUGUGGCAGGGCAGAGCACAAAGGCUGAAUGUGUCUAUGGUAGAUGGGAUGACAUGGAUCUGCCAGUCCCAGAUGAAUUAGGAACAUGAAAAAGAACAGGAUUUGGGCUGAAAGCAGUGACCCUCUCAGGGACUGAAAAGCUUCCUGUUACAUCACCUGGUGUGUCAUUUGUUUGUGUACAAGCCCUGCACCUGGAGGUGCAGAUUCCAGGGGGUGGGAGUAA
This is a messenger RNA of Cinclus cinclus, 1427 nucleotides long. RefSeq names its product sirtuin 3 (gene SIRT3). The record is from RefSeq and is a predicted model, not a curated record. The transcript has 6 exons. Gene Ontology annotation, molecular function: histone deacetylase activity, NAD-dependent; NAD+ binding. Bases 274 to 1293 code for a protein of 339 amino acids. NCBI's taxonomy places the organism in Eukaryota, Metazoa, Chordata, Aves, Passeriformes, Cinclidae.